GUGUGUGUGUGUGUGUGUGUGUGUGUGUGUGUGUGUGUAGAAGCCAUCAUCAUCAACCACAGCAGGUGAUAAUGAUGGUUCCUGCUUUCAUCGUCAUCGGGGCUAGCCAGACCAACCUGGGGCUGUACUCUGGGGUGAUGCUGUAUGCCUCAGGCCUGAGCCCAGACCGAGACCCAGAGAAAUGUAAACAAACGCAGUCAGACUUGAUAUACGGGUGAAUUUGUUGCUUUUUAGAGGGGCAAUGGAUCUGUACAUGCGUGAGGUAGCGAGGGGCGUGGCCAGGGGGCGGCUAGCAGCGUGUGCCACCAGGGAAAAGUGUAUGAACAUAAAAAAAGGCGCCUGUCAAGAAAGGCACAGAUGCAGGGUGGUGAGGCAGUGUUCAUCCCGGGGGCAGACCACACAGGGUCAGCAACACAGGUGGUGGUGGAGAGGCACCUGUGGGAUGCCCAGGGGAACACCAAACACGACCUUGACAGACAGAAGUUUAUUGAUGAAGUGUGGAAGAAGAGGAGGAAGGAACAAUGAUAUUCGACCAGCUGCGGCAUCUGGGGGCUUCACUUGACUGGGACAGCUGUGUUUACAAUGGAUGCAGCGAGAGACUGGCCUGUGUGUCUGUCUGUACAUCCUGACGGAAGCAUUUGUCUGUCUGUACGAUGCUGGGCUGGUGUACCGCAAGGAGGCUCUCGUCAACUGGUGCUGCAGCUUUCAGUCGGCCAUCUCGGACAUUGAAGUGGACCACCUGCACCUGACAGGACCCACGGAGCUCGCAGUCCCGGGGUACAGCAAACCGGUCAGCUUCGGAAAGAUGUAUGACUUCGCUUACAGACUGGCAGACUCAGGGUUUGCUGAGGUUUGAGGCGCGAGGGGCAGUGCCGUCGGCCCUGUCGGCACUGGGGCUGUACAGAGGGUGCCACGCCCACCCCAUGACGGUGCCUCACUGCAGCAGGACGCAGGAUGUCACUGAGUCCGUGCUGAGGCCCCAGUGGUUCGUUCGGUGCAAGGAGUUGGCACAGGAGGCGUCCGAGGCUGUGCAGAGCGGCUGUCUGAACUUGGUGCCACAGCUGCACAGGAGGGCUUGGCAUAGCUAGCUGGACAACAUCACAAACUGGUGUGUCUCCCAGCAGCUCUGGUGGGGCCACAGAAUGCCAGUGUACCACAUCACUGCAGCAGAUGGCGAGGAGGUGUGGGUGGCGGCUGCUCGGAGGAGGAUGCAAGACGGAAGGCUGUGGAGAAGGAAGCAGGAGGAAGAUCUGGACACCUGUUUCUCCUCUGGCCUGUUUCCCUUUGCCUCUGGGCUGGCCGGGUCAGGGGAGGGGAGAGACCAUGCCUGACCUUGCUCGCUUCUACGCAACGACCUUGAAGACUGGUCACGGCAUCCUCUUCUGGGUGGCUCAGGUGGUCAUGCUGGGACUCGACUUGAUGAGGAGGCUUUCCUUUGAGACUGUGCUACUGCAUGGCCUCCAGGGUGAUGGUGGCGGCCACAAGAUGUCCAAGUCCUGGGGCAGUGUGAAAGACCUCCUGGAUGUCAUCAGUGGGGCAUCCCUGGAGGCAUCCCAGAGUGUGGAGCUGAUGCCCUUCGGUCCACCCUGUGCUCCACCAGCUUCAAGAGUCAUUGUGGCAUAGAUAGAUGUGGGUGACUGUGGUGCUUUGAGUCUUGUGUGGAGUUACAAGACCGAUGUCGGACCAGAACGAGGCUCACGGAACGCCAAGGCGUUCGUCAUCGUCGUCCUCUGAGAAGAAGAGACGUGAGAAAGACUCUGUGCCUUUACUGGCCAGUAAAAGGAGGGCCACCCAGGACACGGGAGUGAAGGACGGCCCGAGUCAACCACGGCCCGAGUGUGGUUCACCACCAGCUGUGGCCGGCCCAAGUCGCGCCAACACAACAACCGAGUGCUCGUCUGGCGGUGAAACUAUCAACCGGCUAUCUGCAUUGUUGAGUGAUUUAAUUGAAAAACUCGACAAUAACCCAGUACGGGAAGAUGAGCCUUACGAUAACUGUGAAAAUAUUCGUGGCCUUCAUGACAUUUCCUCGUCUGAGGAAGACGCCACAGUAAAUUCAGUGGGUUUGCUUGACCCUUUGGAUGAACUGGACACGUUCCACUCCAUGCCUGCGUCCCAAGACUGUGAUGAGGUUGAUUUUCUUAAGGCAUUAGGGGAAUUCUCAGGUCUUUUCCAUAGUGAGGAACAGAAAGGAGAGCCCCUCUCUGAGCGUUUGGCCUCCAUCCUGAAUUUGAGUUUGAGACGUCGACCGUCCGCUGAAGGUAUAAAAUCUACUUGUGAAAAAAUCAAGCUCCCAGGCAAUGUGCCAAACCUAAAAGUUCCGGUGACCAACGCUGCUGUUUCCAAAACGAUGAGUUUUGGUGGAAAAUUGAUUGACGCCAAGCUUACUCAAACUAAUGGCCUGAUCUCAAAAGCUUUAGUUCCUAUUGCACUGUGCAUAAGCGAUAUCGGGGAAAAGAAAGGAAAAAAUAUAAAUUCAUACUUAGAUGGACUAAACAUGAGUCUUAGGCUGCUUUCCUCUGUUAUUAAUUACAUUAAUCAACUACGGAAAGAAGUUGCACGGCUCCAUGUUCACGACUCUGCCUUGGCUGAGCUUUGCAAGUGGGAGUAUGAGGUUGGACAAGAUGCUCUUUUUCCGUUUGAUGUGACUAAGAAAUGCAAGGAAAUACAUAAAACAAAGAAACUGGGAAGGCCUACAUACCGUCCUUACAAGUCUUCUUGGAGGAAGUAUGCUUCAAACAAGCAAACUAGGCGGCCCUAUCAGGUUUCCUCGCAUUCUCGGCUACAUAACCAGCCAAGGCCUUUUUUAGGCCAGAAGCAUCCCCAGGGGAGAGGGAUGCAUUUACCAAAACUCCACCAAUAAGCCACCCCAGGGUGAGUACUGUUGUACCCCCAAUGAUUAAUACUCCAGAUAAUUUUAAGGGAGGUAAAAUUUUUUAUGCCAGUUCAGUAUGGGGAUCACUCACAAAGGACAUUUUUAUUCACAAUGUGGUACAUGGUAAAUUUCUGGAUUUUGCCAGUCUACCCAGCCAGAAUAAUCCACCUAGCCCUUUGAAAUUGUCAACGGCUGAUAGCCAUGCCCUGGAUAUUGCUCUUUCAUUGUUCCUUAAACAACAAAUAAUUGAACGAUGUGAGCCAGAGAAGCAUGGGUUCUUUUCUAAUGUGUUCCCUAUUACUAAAAUUGACGGUACUACUAGAGUCAUCCUCAAUCUCAAGGAACUUAAUAAUCAUAUUACUCAUAUCCAUUUUAAAUUAGAUACUCUAAAGGAUGUGAUACAGUUAAUUCAUCCACACUGUUUUAUCAUUACCAUGGAUCUUAAAGAUGCAUAUUUUUCAGUUUUUGUUAAGCCAGAGGAUAGAAAAUGGUUACAGUUUAUGUGGAAAGAUCAGUUCUUUCGUUUCACUUGUCUACCACAAGGUUUGACGUCAGCCCCUCGUAUUUUUACGAAAUUACUGAAGCCUGCCCUAUCGCAUCUUAGAAAACGUGCAAUAUUGGUUGUAUGCUAUCUGGACGACUGUAUUUUCAUUGCAGAGUCGGAAGAGGAAUUAACAAGGGAUGCACACUAUGCCAUGCAGUUUUUUGACUCUUUGGGGCUCACGAUAAAUGUCAAGAAAUCAGUUCUGGAACCCACACAGGAAAUUACUUUUCUUGGGGUUGUGCUGAACUCUGUUGCUAUGACGGCCGCUUUGCCUCCUGUUAAGAAAGACCGCAUAAAGACGCAAGGUCGGCUUCUAUUGAAGGGAGAAGUUACCUUGCUUGACUUGUCCUCUUUCAUUGGUUUGGGCCGUGGCCUCGGAUCCUGCUAUAGAAUUGGCCCCACUUAGAUACAAAUAUCUCGAAAUUUUUCGUAACAGAACUUGCCAGAUACCAUGGAAAUUAUAAUUCAAAAAUUAUUCUGGAUGAUCAUGCCCGGGAAUUAAUCCAAUGGUGGAUUGAAAGUGUAGAUUAUCAGGUUAAAUCAUUACGAUCCUCUUCCCCCCCAACUGGUUAUGUUCUCGGAUGCUUCCCUUACAGGUUGGGGUGCAGUCAUGGGAGACGUUAAGAGAGGUGGUCACUGGGCGUAUAGGGAGUUGAAUCAUAUCAACUGCUUAGAAUUAAAAGCCAUUCUAUUGGGUUUAAAGUCC
Messenger RNA from Scylla paramamosain (green mud crab), 4125 nucleotides. RefSeq lists its product as uncharacterized. The record is from RefSeq and is a predicted model, not a curated record. NCBI's taxonomy places the organism in Eukaryota, Metazoa, Arthropoda, Malacostraca, Decapoda, Portunidae. The transcript has 11 exons. Bases 1171 to 1623 code for a protein of 150 amino acids. Gene Ontology annotation, biological process: valyl-tRNA aminoacylation. Gene Ontology annotation, cellular component: cytosol. Gene Ontology annotation, molecular function: valine-tRNA ligase activity; ATP binding.